AUGAAUGAUAGUAUACCAGUUGAUGGUCAAUAUUGGUGGUCAAAUGUGAGACAAGCUGUGAGAUUUUAUGAUGCUAUAGCAGCAAUUAUAAAAGAUGAAGUAGCAAAUGUUUUUCUUGAAAUUUCACCACAUCCAGUUUUAGGUACAUCUAUUCGCGAAUGUUAUGAAUUAACAAAGCAACAACAACAAUCAUCACCACUUAUUCUUCCAACAUUAAAACGAAAAGAAGACGAACAAAUAAUAUUACUUACUAGUUUAGCACAACUUACAACAUCAUCUCAUGUAUGGAAACAAUAUUUUCAUAUUCGUCAAAUUUUACCUUCAUGUUGGUAUGAAUCAAAAGAUUCAUCUAUACAACGUUCAGCUAAUCGUAUAUCUACUCACCCAUUGUUUGGUAUUCGUCAAUUAAAUGAUCAAACAAAUCAUAAAAUUCAAGAUGCAAUUCUUUUCCCAGCUGUUGCUUAUCUUGAACUUGCAACAGCUGCUUGCCAUCAAUUACUUUCAUCAAAAAAAGAUGAUCAAGAACAACAACCAACACUUAUUUUUGAAGACGUAAACUUUAUUAAAGCACUUAUUCUUAAUGAACAUAAAUUAAUAGAAGUAUUUACACAAAUAAUUAUGCCAAUGCGUGAAUGGUAUAUUAUAUUUUGUAAUCAAGAUAAUCUUAAUAAAUAUUCAUUAAAUGAAUUUACUUUACAUGCUCAAGGUAAAAUUGAAAUAGAUUUUAAACAACAAAAAUCAUUAACAAUACCUGAUAGAUGGACAAUACAACAUAUAACAAGUGCUUAUGAACAUCUUUCAACAUGCGGUUAUCAAUAUGGAUCUAAAGAUAACAAUAAUUGUUCAUCUUAUUAUCUACUUCAUCCAUAUCUAGUUCUAUUACCAGGUGUUGAAACAGCAUUUCUUCCAGUACGUAUUCAAAAACUUAUUUAUUCAAGUAAAACAAAAGCAAAGAUGAAUCAAUCAACAAAUAUCGAAGUAUGUGGAAACUAUUAUGAUAAUAUAUGUGGUAUAGAUCAAGAAGAAAUAUAUAAUCUUGAUUUUUGGACAUUUCCAAUGGAGAAUAAAACCGAAGAACCAAUAUUUACAUUUGAAGGUGCUGUUAUUCAACAAGUUCAAGGUGUACAAUCUGGUCGAUGGUCAAUGGAAAAAACAAUUUAUGAUAAAUUAAAUUUAACAACUGAUUUACCUAAUACUGAUUAUAAAACAUAUUUAGAUACAAUUGUAAAAGAUUAUUGUAUGAAAAGAGUAUGGACUGAUGCACCAAUCAUAAAAGAUAAAUCAGGUUUACUUCCAUCACCUAAUCAAAUUCUUAAUAAUCAACUUAAUUCUAUUAGUAAUCAAGAUUUAAUUGAACCAAUCGAACCAUUUAAUGAAUUAGCUACGUAUUAUGCUCAAAUGGCAAUAAAAGAUCUUGAUUUAAAUCAACAACAGCAUCCAUUAUUGAAUGCAUGUCGUUCUCUUGCUUCAACUUUGCAUUCAGAACAAGUAACAUGGCAUUCAACACAUCUUCGUCUUAUUCAAUUAAUUGAACGUUUUCCUCGUUUAGAACCAUUUUUAAUCAUAUUAAAUAAACAUGGUUUACAUUUAAAAGAUAUUCUUAAUGGAGAAGAAAAUGGUUCAGAUAUAUUUUUUGGUGAUGAUGAUGAAAUUGAGCGAAAUUUUCAACAAAAUAUUAUUUGUUCUUCAAUACCAGUUCUAUUAACUAAUUAUAAACAAGCAUCUAUUAAUUUUGCAUGGCAACUUGAUCAAACAUCACUUAACGAAAAUAAUGAUGAUUUAGCAUUUCAACAAAAUGAAGAACUUAUAUGUGGAACAUUAUCACGUAUUCUUCAAACAAUUUAA
Messenger RNA from Adineta steineri, 1845 nucleotides. NCBI's taxonomy places the organism in Eukaryota, Metazoa, Rotifera, Eurotatoria, Adinetida, Adinetidae. The record is from the annotation of a GenBank genome assembly.